Messenger RNA from Ciona intestinalis (vase tunicate), 2385 nucleotides. Its product is annotated as sphingosine-1-phosphate lyase 1. The record is from RefSeq and is a predicted model, not a curated record. Gene Ontology annotation, cellular component: endoplasmic reticulum. Gene Ontology annotation, biological process: sphingolipid catabolic process; carboxylic acid metabolic process. Gene Ontology annotation, molecular function: pyridoxal phosphate binding; sphinganine-1-phosphate aldolase activity. Lineage: Eukaryota; Metazoa; Chordata; Ascidiacea; Phlebobranchia; Cionidae.
AAUAUUAUCGUUUUUUUUUGCAGGGUUUUUUGGUUUGUUUUUAUUUAGUUAGAAACAUGACUGAAGUUUUAAACCAGAUUCUUAAUAAGACGGUUGAUUCUUAUAAUUUGGCGACAAAAUGGGUGAAUUCAUCGUGUUCAAAUUUGUUACCUCAUGAAAUUAUUAUCAUCACUGUAAUAACCAUCUUUUUCACCUUCAAUCUUUACAAUUUUAUCUUCGAAAACGACAAAAGUUUUUUUGAACGAGUGAAGGUCGGUUUCUUCUACCAUGCUAAGCGUUUGCCAAUCAUUCGGUCGAUUGUAAAACAGCAAAUGGAGAGCGUUCUUAAUGAAGUUUCAGCAGAAAAAUUGUUUCCUUUGAAGUCUGGCAUGCAUUACCUCAAUAAAUUGCCAAUCCGCGGUAAAACGCAUCUACAAAUUGACAGAGUGGUGGAAGAGUAUUUAUCUUUGGAUGACGUUGAUUGGAAAAACGGAAAUGUGUCGGGUACUGUGUAUGGGGGAGACGCUGGGUUAACUGAUGUGAUUACAAAGGUUUAUAAGAAGUUUGCGUGGAGUAAUCCAUUACAUCCGGAAGUUUUUCCAGGUCUUCGUAAAAUGGAGGCAGAGAUCGUAAGGAUCUCAUGCGAGUUGUUUAAUGGGAAUCCACAAACUUCAUGCGGGAGUGUUACUAUUGGGGGCACUGAGAGUAUUUUACUUGCGUGUAAAACCUACAGAGAUUGGGCUUAUGGAAAAGGAAUUCAAAAACCGGAGAUUGUUUGCCCAGUCAGCGUACACGCUGCUUUUGAAAAGGCUGCUCAUUAUUUUAGGAUGAAGUUAGUUCAUGUUCCUGUGGACUCUGUAACGCGCAAAGUAAACGUCAGCGCAAUGAAAAAUGCUAUUUCUAGAAACACUUGUAUGUUAGUUGGUUCGACCCCUCCUUUCCCUCAUGGAGUUCUAGAUCCUAUCACGGAAAUUGCUGCUCUAGGCAUGAAAUACAAUAUCCCUGUUCAUGUAGAUGCUUGUUUGGGUGGCUUUCUACUUCCAUUUAUGAGUGAUGCAGGUUUUCCUGUCCCUCCUUUCGAUUUCUCAGUACCGGGCGUGACGAGCAUAUCCGCUGACACCCACAAAUAUGGUUACAGCCCUAAAGGAUCUUCAGUUGUCCUGUACAGUGACAAGAAGUGGAUUCAUUACCAGUAUUUUGUAUCCCCUGACUGGCAGGGUGGCAUAUAUGCCACUCCUAUGUUCGCAGGCAGUAGAAGUGGUGCUAUCAUCGCUGCAUGCUGGGCAACCAUGAUGUACUUCGGCCGUGAAGGUUAUGUCAAUCGUACAAAGAAGAUAAUCACAACAGCUCGGUACAUAGAACAAGGGUUAAGAAAGAUUGAGUAUAUCUAUGUAUUAGGGAAGCCAGAAAUGUCAGUUGUUGCUUUGGGGAGUCUUGAUUUUGAUGUCUUUCGUCUCUCCACUGAGUUAGUAAAGCGUGGUUGGAACUUAAACAACCUUCAGUUUCCUGCGAGCAUCCAUAUAUGCUGUACGAUGCCGCAUACCCACCCUGGUGUAGCUGAUCGAUUGCUUCAAGAUAUCCGUGAGAGUGUAGAUAUCAUUAUGAGCGACCCUAAAGCAAAAGCUACGGGUGCUGGGGCAAUUUACGGGAUGGCGCAAUCGAUACCUGAUCGUUCUAUCGUAACUGAAAUAUCCCAUGGUUUUAUCGACGCCCUCUAUGACACGGGCAGCAAGUCUGUUGCUAACGGAAACGGGUACGCAAAGUGACAUCACAAUUGAAAAUUCAAAUUUAUGCGAAAACCUCGGUGUGAUCAAUCCAAUAAAUUCUAAGUACGUAGUAGCCUAUUCAAAAUAUUGGGCACUUAAUUAUGGCUAUAUUUUAAAUAAAGUUAUUGAGAAGUGUUACUAAAAUUUUAAAUAUAUAUAUUUAUAUUUGAAAAUUGAAAAAUAUGUUGUUGUUGUUAAAUUUCAUUUCUGUUUAAUAGCUUAUGCAUUUAAUAUAUUUUUGUAUGUGCUGUGAUAUAUAUAUACAUGUCAAGUAUAUCUUUGUUGUUUUGUUUAUAUAGGCAUGCCUGUUAAAAUGUAAAUGACCAUAAUUUGAAAAAGACAUUGUGUGUGUGCUUGUACCAAAAUGUGUUGAAAAUUCCCCAAAAAUGCUUGUUUUAAAAAAUUGCAAUGCUGUUUUAACUUAUACACUCUGCUUAUGCAUUCCUAUUAAAACUAAAAUUUACUGCAAAACCCGAAUUCUUAAAAACGCCCAUCAUAAUUGUGUAUUGUGACGUAUAUCCGGUACACGCUGCUUGUUUUCUGCAUUAAAAUAUUUAAUUUGUGUUUUUGUUUUCACCAUAUGGUAGUAGUGACCUAAUUAUUAAUGCGUAAACAUCACAUCUGGUCAAAGACAAAUCAA